CCAGAUCACAGUAACAUACUUACUUAACGUUCUUAGAAGUGUAAAGAGCAUUAGAAAUAGAAAACAUCAUCAUUAUUAUUGAAAAAUGGGUACAAAAAUCGAAUAUGUCGAUACAACACAUCUGUAUGCCACCAAAUACAUACGCAACUCAAAAGCCAUUGCGGUACUGUGGGCCAUAUUUACAAUUUGUUAUGCCAUCAUUGGAAUUGUGGCAUUUGUAACACCAGAAUGGGUGGGCGAUCCCGACAAUGAAAGUGCUGGUCGUUUAGGUCUGUGGCAGGUCUGUCAAAAAGAUGAAAUUUUCGACAACUGUAAAAGAAGAUGGGAAACCAUAUUAACGGUGCCAACAUUUUCAUUUCAAUUGGCCACAUUAUUUAUGGCGGCGUCCGUUGUAUUGGCCUUAUUGACAAUAUGUUUCCUAAUAUUUGUAAUAUUCAUGAAAUCGACACGAGUCUUUCAUAUUUGUGGUUGGCUGCAAAUAAUAUCUGCUCUCUGCAUGAUUAUUGCCUGUGGUGCUUUUCCCUUUGGCUGGAAUUCGGAUGAUUUUCGUAAAAUAUGUGGACCAGAUGCAAAUCGUUUCGAAUUGGGCUUAUGUGGCAUUAGAUGGGCUUAUCCUUUGGCCAUAAUUGGCUGUAUUGAUGGUGUGGUUUUAGCUACACUGGCAUUUAUAUUAGCCACCAGACAUGUACGCCUGCAACCCGAUCCACUCUAUCAAAAUUCUUUAUACAAAGGUGAAAUCAACAACAGUUACAUUACCGAUGCUGUCAGUUUAGCUGGCUCACGUAAAAAUCUCAACCUACAACCCAUUCUGUUGGUGGCACCACCCGGUGAUGAUACAAUUUCUCAAUUCUCAAGUCGAACACCGAAUCAUCAUCGAUACAAUAGACCCGAAUAUCACAAUUCCAUGCAUCAGUUCUAGUAGACUUGGUAGAUUCUCUCUACUCGUAUUAUUAUUAAAUAGUUUUAAAAUUGUGUAUUUUAACGAUAAAACAACUGCCUUUUUCUUGCAAUUAACUUGUAACGUAAUGUAAUGUAAUUUUAUUACAAACUCUAAAUGUAGAGUACUAUGUAUGUAUUUAUAUAAGUGUUGUAACAUUUUGGACUGUUAUUUAACUUUAAAACGUUUUUACGUACAUUUAUGUUUGUAUUUAUGUAUGUUUUGUAUGUAUUUAUCAAUAUUUUAUUUUUUUGUUUCUGUGUAAAGUGUAAAAUUUUUUUUGUAUUUUAAUGUAAAACGUCUAAUGAACAAAUUUUAUUAAGUCUUAUUGAGUGUUAAAGUACGAGUACAUUUAAUUUACAAUGUAAUCAAUAAGUUAAUGAAUAAAUUAUUAAUAAUUAUA
This is a messenger RNA of Calliphora vicina (urban bluebottle blowfly), 1340 nucleotides long. RefSeq names its product Tetraspan membrane protein in hair cell stereocilia (gene Tmhs). The record is from RefSeq and is a predicted model, not a curated record. Bases 86 to 919 code for a protein of 277 amino acids. Gene Ontology annotation, cellular component: plasma membrane. The transcript is spliced from 5 exons. Lineage: Eukaryota; Metazoa; Arthropoda; Insecta; Diptera; Calliphoridae. Gene Ontology annotation, biological process: sensory perception of sound.